Messenger RNA from Rhodamnia argentea, 1704 nucleotides. RefSeq names its product traB domain-containing protein-like. The coding region runs from base 209 to 1456 and encodes 415 amino acids. The record is from RefSeq and is a predicted model, not a curated record. Lineage: Eukaryota; Viridiplantae; Streptophyta; Magnoliopsida; Myrtales; Myrtaceae. The transcript has 9 exons.
UGUAAACAUCAAACUGGCCUUGUUCGUGCAAGAAUCCGCUCCAUCUUUGAUUCCGAGUCGUCGUCAGUCUGCUCGUUUUUGCGAAUUCAUCACUCCAUCGUAAACACGCAAUCGAGGAAAAGAUCGAUUGUCAUAAAUGGAGGAUUCGAGGUAAACAUCCAGACAUGGCAAGCGAUUCGCAUUCCUCAGCUUCACCUUAACCCGGUUCAUGAAUUGCCCGACUCGCCCACUCGCCCUGCUCCGCUCAUCUCGCUCUCUCCUCUCCUCCCUCUCGUCUUCUACUGUCAGAACCUCCCACCCACGUCUCAGAUUCGUUUCACCCUCCAAAACCACCAGGUGUAGUCUCUCCACUAUCCCCUCUAAGAACCGCCCGAGCUCCAUCGCGACCAGACCCGCCACCGCCAUGGACCCUUGCGCGCCCGAGCCUGACUCGAAUUCGGUCGAGGAUUUCGUCCACAUCGACGAUCCGAACCCAAACGUGGAGAGCCUGAGUGAGAGCUUCGUUGGGGUCGAUGUCGCGAGGGAGGACGACGGCGACGAGGCUGCUUAUCGGAGCGGCGGUGAAGGCGAUGGCGAGGGAUCCAAUCUGAGGAGGACGCUUCCCGAAGAACUCUCCAGGAGCGUGGUGGUCCUCACGUGCGAGUCCUCAGCAGAGGGCGGCACGUGUGACGUGCACUUGGUCGGGACGGCCCAUGUGUCUGAGGAAUCUUGUAGAGAAGUAGAGGCAGUGAUCAGUUACUUGAAACCACAGGUGGUAUUUUUGGAGUUAUGCCCUAAUCGAGUGGCUCUACUUACCCCGCAGAAUCUGAAGGUACCUACAUUCGGAGAAAUGGUGGAAAUGUUCAAGAAAAAACACAACGCAUUCGGAAUCCUUUACAGCUGGUUCCUUGCCAAGGUUGCUAAUAAGCUUGAGGUCUAUCCUGGAGCUGAGUUUCGUGUAGCAUUUGAAGAAGCAAUGAAGUAUGGAGGCAAGGUUAUAUUAGGCGAUCGCCCAAUACAGGUUACCUUACGAAGGACAUGGGGAAAAAUGCCACUCUGGCAUAAGAUAAAGUUAAUAUAUUCCUUACUUUUCCAAGCAGUCUUCCUACCAAGCCCCGAGGAUCUUAAUAAAAUGCUGAAGGACCUGGACGAUGUGGACAUGCUGACUCUUGUGAUUCAAGAAAUGAGCAAGGAAUUUCCCACCCUAAUGGAGACACUUGUUCAUGAGCGAGAUCAGUACAUGUCAUGGACAUUGCUAAAAGUUGCGAGAGAACAUAGUUCAGUUGUUGCAGUUGUCGGCAAGGGCCAUCUUGCCGGUAUCAGGAAGCAUUGGCAGCAGCCUGUGGUGGUAAAGGAUCUUCUGGAAGUUCCUUCGAAAAAGCCAGCCGUUUCUACAGUCAAAAUGCUCUCAUCUUUGGGUAUCGCAGUUGCUGGGGUGGCCAUCCUCUCUGGUAUCUACUUUGGAUGGAAGAAAUGAUAUGUGAAACAAUUCUGUUGGACAGCCUCUGCGGACUGAUUGACAUAUGACAGCAUAACUUACGUGGGUGCAGCACAGUGGAAAUUGUGUAUAGUCAAUCUUCAUUUAUUGAAUUUUUUCUUCUGCGGUACGUGUAAUUCUCAUAACAAGUUGUAAAGCUCCUGCUAUUCGAGGUAGAUUGUUACUUGUCACACCUGAGCAGGAAGCAUCAAUAGAGUGCUGGAAGCUGGUUCACCGGUACUUGUUUU